This is a messenger RNA of Naegleria lovaniensis, 249 nucleotides long. RefSeq lists its product as uncharacterized. The transcript has a single exon. Bases 1 to 249 code for a protein of 82 amino acids. The record is from RefSeq and is a predicted model, not a curated record. NCBI's taxonomy places the organism in Eukaryota, Heterolobosea, Eutetramitea, Acrasida, Naegleriidae.
AUGUCUUGGAACUCAGACGCCUAUAAAAAUCGAGGUGUAGACAGUGGUCUCAGUGAAAUGUUCGGAAUCGACGACGGUAACUCGAAAUCCUCAUCGACCACCUCUACAAAAACCCCUUCUUCAAAGCAACAAGCGAUUGAAUUGAAAGGAACGACCGAACAAAUGAUUGCACAAUUGGACGAAUAUUUGAAGAAGGGUGUGAUCAAUCGAAUUCAAUAUGAACAAUUUAAAAAACAAAUUACUCAAUAG